Molecule: messenger RNA, 7925 nt
Organism: Olea europaea var. sylvestris
Lineage: Eukaryota; Viridiplantae; Streptophyta; Magnoliopsida; Lamiales; Oleaceae
Exons: 20
Coding region: 170-7624 (2484 amino acids)
Biological process (GO): heterochromatin formation
Molecular function (GO): ATP-dependent chromatin remodeler activity; ATP binding
Source: RefSeq, a predicted model, not a curated record
UGGCACACAUAUAAUGUGUGGGGAAAUUGGGUGCUAUACUGACGUCUCUCCUUCCUGCUACUAUUGAUUACCAUAAAUCGGUAGAAAAUCGUAGAGCAAUGCCAUGAAAUUCUACUUCUAGGGUUUCUUCAAGGAGUAUUUCAAGCAGAUUCUGUUUCAGCUGAAAAGGAUGGUAAGCAGUACUCGAUCUGCAAAGAAGAAUACAGAUGAAUUCGUUGGUAAUAGUUCGAAGAAAAAAAUGGUUAAUAAAGAACAACAAUCAAACUUGACUACAGAAAAAGCUGAUGUCUUGGGUUUAAGAAGGUCAACUCGGGAAACGCAAUCGUCGAGACUCAAGACUCCAAGCCCGCAAAGUACUCGGAAAUCUGAGCGUAUUGAGAGGCAGACACCACCCUUAAUUCGUCCAGUGAAGAGGAAAUCUGAUAGAAUUGAGAAACAUAAUCUGACGAGUACCCCAAGGAAGUCUGACAGGUGUAAGAAAAUUAAUUUGCCAAGUUCUUCAGGAUCCAAGCAAUCUGGAAAACGACUUAGUCCAUUAAAUUUGAAGAAGAAGGAGAUCAAAGAGAAGAGCCUGAAACAGUUGACAGUGGAAUCUAGGAAAGCUGAACCUGACCUGAACUCUGUUGGCACGAAAAGGAAGAAAAUGGAUGCUUGCAGUUACAAGGCCUUAUUUAAGCCCCAGAAGAUAAAAUAUUCCAUGCCAGAUGUUGCUGAAGAGUUGCCGAGACAAGAUAAACCGCCUGCAGUUAUUAGUGGAGGAAUUAGUUCGGAGCCAAUAGGAAAGAGCGGGGAGAGCAGUGGAAGGGUGAUACAGAAUUUGGCAAAUGAAUCUUCCGGUACAGCUUCUGGUGUGGAUGUAUUGGAAAAUGAUAUUGACGGUAAAUUGUCACAAUCUUUCCCAGCACAUAGUGGUAAUGACGAGCCUUCUCAACCUCCAGAUGGAGAUGGUUUGAAAAACGUUGAGAUUGGUUGUACUAUCAUAGACAUACUUGAUGACGAAGAAAGGGCUCCUUGUUCCUCUAUUAAGAAUGUGGAGGUUACAGACUUAAGAUCAGCAGAUGGUUCAGAAGAUGAUGUCCAAUGCAUACAGCCAAAAGGUAUAAAGCAUAUUGACAUGGAUUUAGGCCUUAGCUCAAUGCAUGCCAGCAAAGAUGUUUCUGUGAUUUCAGGGAGUGUUCCUUCAUCUGGACGCGAAGUUCAUCACCUUUUGGGGACUUGUUUCGUAUGUUUUAGAAAGAAAAGGCUAGAUUAUGAUUCACCAGAAGAGGAGCUAUGCUCUUGUGGCGCAUCAUCAAACGUGUAUUUAAAUGACUUCCCUAAGGAUAGAGGGGAUCAGGAAGCUGCUAUUUACUCUGAAUCUACUGGAAGAUGCAGCAGUGGUGAGCAGAACGAGACACACUCAGAUCAUCGAAGGGGUGGUCCCAAGAAUGUGUGUCUCAUCUGCAAUCAAGGUGGAGAGCUCCUGUGCUGUAUUGGAAAUAGAUGCAAGAGAUGUUACCAUCCGUUGUGUCUAGAUCCUCCUUUAAGUGAUGUUCCACCGGGAAUGUGGCACUGUUUAUGGUGUGUGAAGAAGAAGGUUGAAUUAGGCGCCCAUUCAGUGUCACAAGGUGUUGAAUCAAUCUGGAAUGCUAGAGAAGUGGAGGUACCGAAUGCUGAAGGAGUGCAAAGGCAGAAGCAGUAUCUUGUUAAGUACCACGGCCUUGCCCAUGUCCACAACCAUUGGGUGCCAGAGAAACGAUUGCUUCCUGAAAAUUAUUAUCUUAUUGCAGAAUUUAAUUCAAAACAUCAGGUUGUAAGGUGGAAUGCAGAAUGGACAGUGCCACAACGUCUGUUGAAGAAAAGAUCAAUUAUCUUCCCUAGACAACAAAAUAAGCUUCAGAUCACACCUUCCAUUGAUAUUUCAGAUUGCCAGUAUGAAUGGCUUGUGAAAUGGCAUGGUCUUAAUUACGAGCAUGCUUCAUGGGAGUUAGAUAAUUCUUCCACACUAAGCUCCCCUCAAGGACAGAACCUCAUGAAAGAUUAUGAAAUUCGUCUUCAGAAGGCAAAGAGAACAGUUGACAAGAGUCAAAAAGGAUCAUAUUUCGAGCUCUUAGAGCUUCCGGUAGGAGGAUCACUUCCAAAUUCUUGCAAUCUAUUGAAACAUGUGAACAAGCUGCGCCAGUGCUGGUACAACAACCAGAACGCUGUUGUUUUUGAUAACCAGGAGUGGGCAAUGACUGUGAUUUUCUUUGUUCUAUCUUUGACUGAAGUCUGUCAGCCUUUCCUCAUGAUUGUGGCGUCAGAUGCAAUUUCUCAAUGGGAAGCUGAGUUCACACGACUGGCCCCAUCCAUUGCUGUCACAGUUUAUAGUGGAAGCAAAGAUAUGAGGAGAGGUAUUAGGACAUUUGAAUUUUAUGAGGAAGGGGGUUGCAUGAUGCUUCACGUGCUCCUAUCUUCUCCAGAAGCUGUUUUUGAGGAUUUAGACAUAUUGAGAUGCAUAAGAUGGGAGGCAGUUAUAAUUGAUGAGUGCCAGCACUCUGGGAUAGAAAAUCAUUGGGGACAAAUUAAAAUGCUACCUACAGAUUCGAGGAUACUUCUUUUCAAUGGUCAAAUAAAGGAUACUGUGUCUGAGUAUCUUAAUCUACUUUCAUUGCUUGAUUCUCAUGAUGAUCUGCAUAAAUUUAGAGGCUUCAAGUCCGACACAAUUGAUAAUCUUGGUAAACUAAAAGAGAGGUUAUCACAUUUUAUUGCUUACGGGAGCAUUCCUGAGUUAUCCAAGUUUGUAGAGUAUUGGGUUCCUGUUCCAAUGUCGAAUUGCCAGCUCGAGCAGUACUGUGCCACACUUCUUUCAAAUUCUAUUCCUCUUCGAUGUUGCUCCAAAAGUGAUUCUAUUGGGGCCCUCCGUGAUAUUCUUUUUACUGUCCGAAAGUGUUGUGAUCAUCCGUAUCUCGUGGACUCCUCUGUACAAGAAGGCUUGAUAGCUGAGGGGCGUGCAAAUGAGCUUUUGGAUACUGGAAUUAAAGCAUGUGGCAAAUUACAGCUUCUUGACAUAAUACUUUCAGAGAUAAAAAAUAAAGGACAACAAGUGCUCAUACUUUUUCAGACAGUUGUUGGCUUAGGAGGGGCAUCAAUUGGAGAUAUAUUGGAUGAUUUUAUGCGUCAAAGAUUUGGUCCAAAUUCUUAUGAACGUAUUGAUGCUGGCGUUGCCCCAUCCAAGAAGCAUGCCACUGUGAAUCGUUUUAACAAGAAGGAAACUGGGCAGUUUGUUUUCUUACUAGGAAAUCGUGCUCGUUCUUCAAGCAUUAAGCUAUCAUCAGUGGAUAUUGUUAUCAUAUAUGAUAGUGAGUGGAAUCCAGCAAAUGAUUUGAGGGCGCUACAAAAGAUAUCCUUCGAUUCAAAAUUUGAGCAGAUCAAAGUUUUUCGGUUAUAUUCAUCCUGUACUGUUGAAGAAAAAGCUCUACUUCUGGCGAAGCAGGUUGUAAAUCUUGAUAACAAUCUGCAAAACUUAAGUAGGACCACUAGCGAUACUCUGCUUAUGUGGGGUGCUUCUUAUUUAUUUAGCAAAUUGGAUGAUUAUCAUGCUGAAAGCAGUCCUACAUCUGUUUCAAACAUUUCCUCAGAGCAAUUGCUUUUGAAUGACACUACCAAGGAGCUCUUGGCCAUACUUUCUGGAAGCUGUGAUUCAGGUUCUAUCAUUUCAAAAGUUCAACUGGGUGUUGGACAUUACAGUAUAAACCUUCCCCUACUGGGAGAGGGAAAAAUUCAGUUGAAAGAUGGAGAAGAGGCUCAUGUUUUCUGGAGAAAUCUAUUGGAGGGUAGAAAUCCAAGGUGGAAGCAUUCGUGUGGGUCUACUCCACGUAAUAGGAAAAGAGUUCAAUACUUUGAUGUAAUAAAUAGGAACCCAGACACUGAGAGUGAUGAAGUUGGAAAGAAACGUAGAAAGGUUGCAAAUGAAAAUGUAAAUCCUGCCUCAAUUCAAGUUGAACUCAAAGGGCAUCAAAUGAAUCUAGCUGAUGGUUCUAAUGGAGGGUUGUCUAAAGCCAUAGCCACCAACAAGUCCCUAUCUUUGGAAGAAUCAACUUCUUGUCGAAUUGACAAUGUCAGUCCAGAAAGCAACCCAAAUUUUAUGUGUGGUCAGAGCUUUUUCGAUCCUGGAGUCCAUGCAGACAAACCUCAGGAAACAGUAACACCAUCCAACGAGCAGAAGAACCUCCAUAUUUUACUAAAAGGAGAGAUGGAGAGACUCUGUCAAAUCCUUAAAGUUUCGGGAGAUGUCAUGCAUAUGGUGGAAAGAUUCCUUGAAUAUGUCAUCAAGAAUCACCAUGUCAGUAAUGAAUCACCAACCGUCAUUCAGGCUUUUCAGAUAUCUCUGUGUUGGAUUGCAGCUUCUAUCUUGAAACAGAAAAUCGAUAAGAAGGAUUCACUCAUGAUAGCAAAACAGUAUCUGAAUUAUGGAUGCACUGAAGAACAGGCAACCCAUGUUUAUUCAAAGAUGCGGCUGUUGAAGAAGAUGUUUUUGCAGUGUUCAGAGAACAAGGAAUCUAGAAAGGAUUGCUUGUUAUCGACAGAAGAUAUCAGCAAAGAAUCAUGUAAAGCUGAUGCAGGGAUACCACAAUAUUCAGCAGUUAACUUGCAAAAUGCGAAAUCUGAUAUUGAAAGAUCAGCAAAUAAAGAGCCUUCUGGUUAUCUGAUUGUUUCAGAGCAUAAAAAUCCAAUGAACGACAAAGUUGCUGAAAGUGAAACUGAAGAAAAGUUAAAGAAAAUCCAGAAAAAGUGUGACAAGCGGUUGAAAAUACUUAUUCAGAAACAGCAGGACGAAGUUAAGAAAUUCCACAGAAUUUGGGAGGAGAAAAGGGAGCAAUUGGAGAUCGAACACAAAUUGGAGUCUGCCUGUAUCCGGUCUAUACAUGGUCAAGGGUCAGUAGCGAUCGACAAACUCCAGAUUUUGGAUUCUGACUUUGCAAAGAAAAUGGAAGAGUUCAAGCGCUUGAAGGACAUGCACGUUAAAGAUCUUGAAGCAAAUCAGUUAUCUGCAAGGAGUUACGAGAGACAAAAGGCAGCCAGUUGGUUGGCCAAAGCAAAAGCAAAAGCCUGCCAUAUUGAACUUAUAGUUGUUGAUGAGCCAGUUGGAUCUCAAUCUGAAGACAAGGUUGGAUGCUCUGAAGCCCAUGCACAUAUUACAAUCCGUGCUCCUGAAAAUGCUGCCCCCAUCUCUAAAAAGCAUACUGAAGACACAAAUCCUAAUGAAGAUGUGCAUCUCGUGCAAGGGAAUGUUGUGGCGCCAUCUAAUACGUUUGUCAUUGCACAUGCUGAGGCUGUAGGUAGUACUCUGCCUACUGAAACUGCCAAUCAUCUGUCAAGUAUAACUUCUGAAAGGGAGUUGGGGACAUCUUCCUUUGAGAGGACAUUGAUUGCUGAACUGCCCUGUGAAUUGAUUCAUUCAGGUAAUACCACUGGGGAGAUGGCUUCUGGGAACUUGCCUGGUUCUGGAGAGCUGGUUUCUGUUGAAAUUCCAAUGGUUCAGGUGAGUGAAGAGAUUCCAACAGAGGUUCCUGCAACUGUUUCUGAAGAUGUGAUUCGUGUUCACCCUGUAGAACAUAUUGAUGUUUCCGAUAAGUGUGUUAAAGGAGAUAUAAUUGAUUCCAAUUUAUCUGAUGAUGUGAACCAGAGAGAUGGUAAUGAGUCAAUCAGUGGCUAUCAAAGUUUGGUAGAACAAUCAUUGUUACCUCCGACAGGAACAAUCAUUGCUCCUUCAGACGGUUCUUUGCCCCCAAGUCAUGCACUACUAGAAAGUUCAACAUCUGGGGAAUUUCGGGACGAAGAUGCACCAGUCUCAGAAAAUGAAAGUGCUUUGCAGGUUGAAGUUGCAAUCUCCAAACAUAUUGACUCUGAAAACCCUGCACCGUCUAAUGAUCACGUUCCAGAAUAUCGAAGUACUUUGCAGGUUGAAGAUGGAAUCUCGGAUUGUAUUGACUCUGAACCCCCUACAGAGUCUAAUCAGGCACUGGUGACCGAGAAUCAUGAGCGGCUUCAGCCAGUUUCCAUUGAUGUAUCUCUCAGAUGUGAUCAAACACCGGCUACUGGAGUUGAACAUGAAAACCAUGAUAGAGAAAGAAUCCUAAUUCCAGAAACUUCUCCUCAAUUAUCUGGGGAACUAGAAUCACUUCCAUAUCAAACCGCAUCUCAAAAUGGGCAAGAUUUGGUAGAGCAUCCUCCCGUUGCUCUUAUGGGUUCAACUCUUGAUUGCCAUCACCUUGAUUUAGGAUUAGUUAAUCAAAUUGAUCACGUGCCAAAUAGUGAAUUGUUUGCCUUCUCCCAAAGUAAUGCUUCUAUGCCCCAAGCUGUAGUAAAUACGGCUGAACUUCCAAAUCAAGUUAUUCUGCAAUCUGAAGUAGAUUUAUAUCAUGCUCGCGGAUCUGGCGACCUUACAUCUCAGCCUACUUAUCAAGUCCCCACUUGGUAUCCAACUUCAUCUUUGCAUGCUGAACCACUUCAAAAUGAAUUACUAAGGAUCAGUAAAGAGACAGAAAAGGCAGUUAAAGUUCAUGAAGAUUUGAAGUUGUUGCUGAAAUCUGAGUGUGAGAAGGAGAUACAGGAAGUUAUUGCUCAAAUACAUAAUAAAUACGAGGCAAAACUUCAUGAUGCUGAAACAGCAUUUCAGCUGAAAAAGAAUGAACUUGAUAAGAAUCAUAAUAAAGUUCUUAUGAAUAGAAUAUUGGCUGAGGCUUUCAGGUCUAAGUGUUUGGAUCUCAGGCCUUCUGGGCCUCCAGGAAUGCAGCGAGCUAUGUCUUCCAGUUUCAUGCAGCAGCUAUCAAUGCAACGCCCUGUGAGACACCCAGUAUCUUCAGUUUCCCAACCUCAGACUGUGGUUCCAACUGUACAGACUUCACAACAGCUACCUUUGCCAAAUUCUACUGUACCAUCCCCCGUCUUUGGUUCCUCUUCAAGAAGCCAACCUCGGAUUGUGACUCCAACUGUACAAGCUGCACAUCAGCCAUCGCUGCCACAUUCUGCAGGACCUCCCCCUGGCUUUGUUUCUUCUUCAAAUUGCCAACCUGUUGCCAGCCAGCAUAAUCCCACUCCAGCCGUACAAACUGUACGCCGUGCAUCAGCUCGUUUAUCAGGCUUACUGACCAGACCACCACUCAUAAGUGCCAUCACACCUUCCACGGGUAAUCUGCGCGUGGGAGAGGUCCGUUCUCCAGCCCCACAUCUUCAACCUUUCCGGCCCUCAACAUCUGCCUCUGCAGCCAGUCUCCCUUUGCAUUCACAUGCUAUGCCUAGCCAGCAGUCACCAACGCCCCGUCCUGCAACUUCUCCAUUUUCUCAGCACACCCCUCAACAAACAUCACAUUCUCAGGUGCUGCCAUUGCCGACAAUAAAUCCCAUUUCUCGUAAUAGACCUCAGCAUGAAAGUAGGCUGUCAGCUCCUCAUAACUCGUCUCAGUCUGCCGUUCAGUUGCUUAUGGACAUGGAUCAACGUCCUCUUGUACAUGGACAUAAUACUUUUGCAACUUUACCAGAUGUUGGUACAAAUUUUGGUUCGUUGGAGCAGUCCAACCUUGAAACGCUUGGUAAUGUACAGGGUACACUUCCCUCUUCAGUUGCUACAGAAGACGUUGUUUAUUUGUCUGAUGAGGACUGAUGUUUCAGAGAGCUGUACCACGACCAACUCCACAUUUACAAUGCUAACUUGGAAGGUAUGAUUCAUUUUACAAUGCCGACUUCAUGUUAGGUUCGAACUGUUUUUCAUUCAUGUUUGGUCGAGUUGAGAAGGCCUCCAAUGGUCUCUCAACAUUUUGUAAGUCUACAAUUUUAACGAUUUCUUCCUUCGUCCAUUGGACUGCCAGCUCUGGUGUACAUCGUAUUUUUACCCAAUGUGUGUAUUUAUGAAAUUCAGUUUCUUUGACUUUGAAAUGCAUAAAUGAAUUUUGUCGAGUGAUUUA